AUGGGCGAUCACGCUCUCUUUUUCUAUGGAACCCUGAUGGCGCCACAAAUACUCCACCGCGUCAUCCACGGCCGUACAGAUCCAGAGCCAUGGCAAAAAGGCCUUCUCAGAUUUCGACCUGCCAUUCUACAUGGCUACAGGCGCCAUCGUGUCCGACACGCGGAGUACCCAGGCAUCGUGCCGGCAAAACCUUCUAAUGCACCAUCUGGUGGAUCUGCGCCCAUAAGCACGUCUGUGCUAGGCACGCUUGUAUCUGGUCUCACGGAUGGGGAUAUCUACCGGCUGGACCUUUUUGAAGGAGAAGAGUAUUCCAAAGAGCAGGUGACGGUUCGCACAUUACGAGAGGGUGAUAAUGGGCAAGGAAAGUUGCAGGAUAUUCUGAGUUCUGCUGGGGAAGAUAGUGACGGCAAAGGCGAGGAAGUGGUUGCUGUAACCUAUGUCUUCACGCUCGGGGAGGAACAUCUCGAGGAGGAGUGGGAUUUUGAAACCUUCAAGCGAGAUAAGCUUGCCCGCUGGAUUGGAGCAGAUGAGCGACAGUGGCAAAGCAUGUGA
Messenger RNA from Penicillium argentinense, 552 nucleotides. Its product is annotated as gamma-glutamylcyclotransferase family protein. Lineage: Eukaryota; Fungi; Ascomycota; Eurotiomycetes; Eurotiales; Aspergillaceae. The record is from RefSeq and is a predicted model, not a curated record. The transcript is spliced from 2 exons. Bases 1 to 552 code for a protein of 183 amino acids.